Molecule: messenger RNA, 1758 nt
Organism: Drosophila arizonae
Lineage: Eukaryota; Metazoa; Arthropoda; Insecta; Diptera; Drosophilidae
Product: venom serine protease
Biological process (GO): proteolysis
Molecular function (GO): serine-type endopeptidase activity
Source: RefSeq, a predicted model, not a curated record
AUGAAAGGCGCCGUUAUGUUGGCGGCCAGCCAUCAAGAUAUUUGGACUUUUGAAUUCUUAAGUCGCUGUCGCUGGUCCGCCCCAGUCAGUGCGACGCUGAACGUUGAUCAGAUCAUGUGGCGGCAUUCGAAUUGUCUGUGUCUGCUCCUGCUGAGCCAACUAGCCUUUGCCCUGGCUGUCUACGAGCAGUGCAACCAUCAGCUGGAGCUGCAGGCUGGCCAGAAAAUCUACAUCAAUUCGCCCUACUAUCCUGGCCAAUAUCCGCCGGGCAGCUCCUGUCGCUAUGCGCUGCAAGCGCCCAAGGAUCAUGUGCUGCACUUCAAGUGCGAUCUCCAGCUGCAAACGCUGGUGAAGGACACGCGCUGUCGCGCUGAGGUGUUUCACUUCAAUGCCGAGGGCGAUGAGCUGUUGACGAGCUCCGAGUACUUCUGUGGCGUUGGCAAGUUUGAGCGGCAAAGUUUUCUGAAUCGUGCCGUGAUUUCGUACAUAUCGCAGCGAAAGGAGGUGCCAAAGUUAAGGGAUAAGCUUACCACAACGAGUACAACAACAACAACAACCACAACGACAGAGGCAGUCCCAUUGGAGCUGGAUGAGGAUGAGAAGGAGGCCAGCGAGCCGUAUGAAAAUGUUGCUGAUAAUGAUGAUGAUGCCGUUGAUUCUGAGGCUGAUGAUGAUGAUGAUAACUUUUCGAACGAGGUGCUGCACGUGCUGCAGGAUGUGGGCGUUAGCGAUGCCCUGGCUUACGUUGCCUCGCUGCUCUACGACGACUCCAACAAUGGUCGUCGAAUUGGCAGCACGCCCGCCUCAGCUAACUUGGCCCAGUUGCCAGGGGGGCGCACUGUACAGGCUUCCGCAAAACGUGCCAAAAUUCUGCCCAUUUAUCCGCUGGCCAGCCCGUCGGUGGCAGCGGCGGUGGGCGGUGGUGGACGCUUUUCGUGCCUCGUCGAAGCCUUAGCGCCUAAUUGCAACUGCGGCUGGAGUCUGACACAAAGAAUCGCCAGUCCAACAAACGACGAGGCUUCGCUGCACGAGUUUCCCUCCAUGGCCGGCGUGCUGACCAAGAAACAGGGCAAGGUCUUCUGCGGUGCAGCAAUCAUUCAUCAUCAUUAUUUGCUCUCGGCUGCCCACUGUUUCCUCAGUCCCGAGACGAGCCACGCCUCCCAGCUGCGCGUAGUGGUGGGCGAGCACGAUCUGUCGAGUGUCUACGAGACGUUUUACACACGCUUCUACGAUCUGGAUGCACUGAUACCACACGAGCAGUUCAGCCAAGCGAAUGGUCAGAUGAGGAACGAUAUCGCCCUCCUGCGCACCCGCACGCCCAUCCUCUUCAAUCGCAGCGUGGGCCCGGCCUGCCUGCCCCUGCAGCCCGCUGCGAAUGGCAAAAAGCUGCCGCUGGUGGGGCAGCAGCUGGUGGCUGCCGGCUGGGGCACCACAUCGUACGGCGGUCCACAGACGCACCGACUGCUGAAGACGACGCUGGACGUGAUCAGCGCCGAGCAGUGCCGCAACUCGCUUAGCCAGGGCUCUGUGCCGGCGCACAGCUUCUGCACCUACAGCCCCGGCCGGGACACGUGCCAAUACGACUCCGGCGGAGCGCUGUACGAGCGCAGCAACGGCCGCCUCAUGGCCGUUGGCAUUGUGAGCUACGGCUACGCCUGCGCCACGCUGCAGCCAUCGGUGAACACGCGCAUUGCCUCAUUCAUCAAGUGGAUCCGAGCCCAGACCCCAGAGGUGGCUUACUGCUUGAAGCAGAUAUAA